AUGGGGGACACACAGAGUACACCAACAACACCACCACCAUCACCAACAACAACAACAAACCCACUUGAGAGUAUCCAAAGAGAAAAAGCAAACCUUGAAUCUCAAAUAUCGAAUUUACACUGUGAAUUGUCGAGGGUCCGAGCAGAAAAAGAAAACCUUGAAUCUCAAAUAUCGAAUUUAAGGCGUGAAUUGUCGAGUGUCCAAACAGAAGAAAGAAACCUUGAAGCUCAAAAUCUGAAGUUAAAAGAUGAAUUGUCUUUCACAAAAGAGAAGUUGGAGGAAACUGCAAAGAAAUUUGAAGGGCUUGAACUUGAUCACAAGAAAUUGCAAAAGCAGAGUGCCGAAGCAGAAAAGAGAUGUAACACUGAGCUUAAAGCAUUGCAAGAGGCAUUGCAAGCUCACGAAUUGAAGAGCAAAGAGCAUGUUAAGGUUAAGGUGGCAUUUGACAGACUUAGCCUCGAGUUUGAAAGCUCAAAGAAAAAGAUGGGAGAGCUUGAGAAAGAGCUGCUGACUUCUGCGAGUGAGGCCCGCAAGUUUGAGGAGUUGUACAAACAAAGUAGCUCACUUGCAGAAUCAGAGACAAAGAGGGCCUUGGAUUUUGAGAAGAAACUUGCAUCAAAAGAAGCUCGUAUAGAUGAAUUAAGCCAAGAGCUGGACAGGAGAAAAGCUUCUGAGUCUCAGUUAAAGGAGGAUAUUUCGGCUCUUGAUCUUCUAUUAUCAUCCAGUAAAGAAGAUCUUCGGGCUAAGUUAUCUGAGUUGGAAGACACAAAGUUGAAGCUUCAGAAGGAAGUAGGUUUAAAGGAAGAUAUUGAAGCUAAACUGAAAUCAUUGGAACAGCUUUACCGUGAAUCUGCAUAUGCCGUAACUACAGCUAACCAGAAAAAUGUUGAGCUUGAGGACAAGCUAAAAAUCGCCAAUACUGCUAUAGAAGAAGCAAAAUCGCAGUUUAAAGAAAUGGAGAAUCGCUGUGCUGCAGCUGAAGAAAGGAAUGUGGAGUUAGAACAGCAAAUAAUUCUGGCGGAACUGAAAAGCAAUGAUACGAAGAGGGAACUAGAGGAGUUCUCGGGGAAAGUUUCUGAACUAAAUGCCACCCUUCAGAAGACCCUGGAAGCAAGAAAAAGAUGGGAGAGCUUGAGAAGAUUGCAGGAGUACGAGGAGAAGAUUGCUCAUUUUGAUUCUGAGUUGGUCAGAUCAACUGGUCGUAAUUCAGAACUUGAAGCGGAGCUUAAAAGUGUUGCUGACAAGUGUGCUGAGCAUGAAGGUCGGGCCAACACCACCCAUCAACGCAACCGUGAAUUAGAGGACUUGAUGCUGGUAUCACACUCAAAAGUAGAGGAAACGAGCAAAAAGGUGAGUGAUUUGGAGCUAUUGCUCGAAACAGAGAAAUGUAGAAUUCAGGAGCUUGAAGAACAAAUAAGCACAUUAGAGAAGAAAUGUGUGGCGGCAGAAGCAGAAUCAAAGAAGCACUCUGACAGGGUAUCUGAGCUUGAAGCAGAAACCAAGGAGAAGGAGAAGGAAUUGAGUCAACGCCUGAACAGUGUGACAGAGGAGAAGAGUAACAUAGAGGAUGUGUACAGGAAUUCAAUUGAAAAACUAGCUGAAACAGAAAACUUGCUUGAGGUCCUGCGUAAUGAAUUGAAUGCCACACAACAGAAACUGGAAAGUAUUGAGAACAAUCUUAAUGCUGCUGGAUUGAGAGAGAGUGAGGUGAUGGAGAAGCUCAAAUCAGCAGAAGAGCAGCUAGAGCAACAAGGAAAUGUUUUGGAGCAAGCAACAGCUCGAAGCAUAGAGCUUGAGUCAUUGUAUGACACUCUGAAAAGGGAUUCCGAGCUCAAACUCGAAGAAGCAACUGGCAAAUUUGUUACCGGAGAUUCAGAGGCACAAACAUUGAAUGAGAAACUGAAGGCUCUUGAAGAUCAGCUAAAGAGUUACGAGGGGCAGAUUGGUAAACCUGCGGAAAGCUUUUCAGCUGUUAAGGAAGAACUGGAUCAGGUGUUGGUGAAGCUGGCUUCAUCUGAAACUGUCAAUGAGGACCUGAAAAAGAAAAUAUUGGAGGCAGAAGAUAAAGCUGCACACGUUUUAUCUGAAAACCAACAAUUGAUGGACACAAAUAUGCUUCUAAAGAACAGGGUAAGUGAUCUUGAAGAACUGUUAAACUCAGCCCAUGCAGAAAAGGACGCCAGUGUUCAGCAACUAGUUUCUCAUAUGAACACUAUCACAGAACUGUCAGAUCAGCAUUCCAGAGCCUCUGAACUUCAAUCAGCAACUGAAGCCCGCAUAUCAGAAACGGAGGCAAAGCUGCAGGAAGCCAUUCAAAAGUUCACCAACAAAGAGUCUGAAGGUAAAGAGUUAAUGGCUAAGCUACACUCUCUUGAAGCUCUGGUGAAAACAUAUGAAGAGCAGGCUCAUGAAACCGCUACUCUGGCUGAAACUCAAAAAAUGGAACUAGAACAAAGCCGUAAGAAUUUGACUGGGCUUGAAGGCAUUAACUCGCAGCUAAAGGGAGAAGUGGCCUCAAUUGGGUCUAAACUCAAUGAUUUAGAAGCCAAAGUGUCAGCUGUAUCUGCCGAGAAGAGUGAAGCAGUUGAAGAGCUUAAAUCCUCAAACCAGGUUAUAGACAACUUAAAAGAACAGCUUAGUUCUGAAGGACAGAAGUUACAACUUCAGGAGGAAAAUAACUUGCUCAAUGAAACGCAUCAAGCCUCUAAAAAGGAACUGCAAAGUGUCAUAGCACAUCUUGAAGAACAGUUGAAAGAAAUCAAGUCAAGUGAAGAUUCUCUGAAGAGUCAAUUAGAAGUUUUCCAGGCUGAGAUUCAUCAGAAGUCUGAAUUGCAAAGCCGCAUCAAGGAGCUUGAAGAUCACUUAGCUAGUGCUGAGGCGCAAGUGAAAAAAGAGAAAGAGGCUAUGUCCAAUAAGGGGAUGGAGCAGCAGGCAACUUUGAAGAGUUUAUCAGAGGAGCUGCAGGCCAAAAGCAAGGAAGUACUAGUUCUACAAAACCAAGUCAAGGAACUUGAGGAGAAAUUGCAGCAGGCUGAUGCUAUCAAGCAGAAGGAUAUUGGUGGCAGUAGUAGUGAUCGAAAGGAUGACGUAGAGGUGAAAUCUAGGGACAUAGACAUUGGACAAAUGCUCUCUACUCCAACGAAGCCAAAGAGCAAGAAGAAGUCGGAAGUCUCUUCAACUCAACCAUCCUCCAGUGAAUCACAAGUUCAACACGUCGAAGGUCCUGCUGCCAUUCCCCUGAAAUUUAUUUUGGGGGUUGCUCUAAUUUCUGUGAUCCUGGGAAUAAUUCUUGGUGUGAGGAAAUAUUUUGCACAUAUGUAGAGGAUCUACAGGAUAAUAGCGGAUCUACAGGGCAUUAGCGGAUCUACAAGAUAUUAGCAUUUACUAUAAUAUAUCUUAAUUGAUUGUAUGUAUCCUAGGAUUUAUUACAUUUCCAUUCUUGUAUUGUAUUGUAUUGUAUUGUAUUGUUAUCGUGGUUGUACUAUAAAUAUAUGAACC
Molecule: messenger RNA, 3498 nt
Organism: Lycium barbarum (goji berry)
Lineage: Eukaryota; Viridiplantae; Streptophyta; Magnoliopsida; Solanales; Solanaceae
Exons: 6
Coding region: 1-3321 (1106 amino acids)
Source: RefSeq, a predicted model, not a curated record